Taeniopygia guttata (zebra finch) is the source of this 1396-nucleotide messenger RNA. Lineage: Eukaryota; Metazoa; Chordata; Aves; Passeriformes; Estrildidae. The record is from RefSeq and is a predicted model, not a curated record.
GAUGGAUGGAUGGAUGGAUGGAUGGAUAUGCAGAUGAAUAAAGCAGCCUGUUGUCCCCUUUCUCUCUGCCCCUUCCUUGGGAAAUGUGUGGAGGCUCCCUUUGGACAUCUCAGGGUCCUGUGAUGCCUGUUCACUGUUACAUUAGAAAAAGUGCCCGAAGUCCCCGUGGGUGACACGCCCUCCCAGUUGUUGGCCCAGACAGGACAGCGUUAAUGCAAGCAACUGCAAGUCUCCAAAAGUUACAAGAGUGUAAAAAAAAGAAUGUGUGGUUUGUUUCAUUUUUGUUCCUUGCUUUCUUGAUUUGCACUUGAAACUUGAAUUUUGGGGGCUUUUUUCAACAACACUCAGUUUAUUUUUCUUUUUGUCCAAAAACUGAAUCACAAUGGGUUAUCCAAGUGGGAGAAGCUUCAUGUUCAACCACUGACUGCCAGCAACACUUACCAACCUCCUUUGUAUUCCCUCAGUUAACAGCUGGCUGACCUGGCACUUUGGCUCAGGCAUGACCUACUUAAUGGAGGAUUCACGAGACAAUUCCUAGUUCUGGAUGACAUGAACAUGAACAGCAUUUGCAGAAACAAUGGUGAGGGAGAGAUGAUGAGGCCAUGUACUUCAGCGACCAUGAGCCAGCACACUGGGAAACUCUAUAGAUCUGCUGUGUCUUCAUUCAUCUUCUUCUUGGUUGCUGAUGUAGGAGUUACUGGUGGAAGUGCAAACAAGGAGAAUGCGGCAGCUGUGAUUCAUGUAACAGCACAGCCUUUGUUGUUGACACCUGAGCCUUGGAACUUUUUGGUGACUCAAACACCAGCCAAGGAGAAAGCUAAAGAGGGUGAAACUGUGGUCCUGACCUGUCAUCUUAACAGUCCACAGCAUCCCUCCCUGACUGACCUGAUGGUGAAGUGGUACAAAGAAGAUGAAAAUGGGCAGAUGGACCUGCUAGAAAAGAAUGUGACCAUCCUGCCAAAUAACUCCAGGAUCUUCACGAGUGGAGACUUGUCCCAAGGGGAUGUUUCCCUGAUUAUCCUCAAUGUGACAACCAGUGACCAUGGAAUUUAUUUCUGUGAGGUUACACUUCCAGACGGGAACGUGGUGACAGGAGAUGGCACAAAGCUCAGGAUCAGGAGGGCUCUGGGCUUGUUUGGUAUGGAAGAAUCCAUUGGAACAAUCAUUGGUGUUGUGGCAGCUGGUAUUGGUGGCAUAGUUGUUCUGAUCGUUGUUUUAACCCCCCAGCUGAGGAAGUGCAUUCUCUGCAUGAGACAAGAGUCUCACCAAAGCAUAGCUUGAGGUGCAGCAUUACAGGAGUCGCUGGGAUAUGCAAAGCCUGCAAGGUGGAACAACUUCUGAUGCCCUGUAAGCCAAAAAAACGGAGUUCUAGAUGGAAUAAAAGCCUUUGCCUCUA